Prorocentrum cordatum is the source of this 447-nucleotide messenger RNA. The record is from the annotation of a GenBank genome assembly. Lineage: Eukaryota; Dinophyceae; Prorocentrales; Prorocentraceae.
CUGGCCACGAUGGUCGCCUACCCGAUGACUGACGACCGCGCCGACCUACCGACGCCAGCAUCAGCCGAACGGUGCGAUCUCCCCAUGUACAUCAAGCUGGGGAGACGCUACAACCCUACUUCAGAGCCGGCUGCAUUCGCGAUCUCGUUCUGCCAGGGGGGCGUCGCCAACGAGGCUAUCGACAAGAUCGGCGAGCUGGCCGAGGAGCGAGACAUGCCCCGCGCCGCCGACGCCAUCAGCAGGGACCUGUUCCACUUCUCGCCCCGACGCCUGGUCGGGGGGAAGCGCCCAAGGCUGGUCGCUGCCGCUGACGCUGCGCAGCGGAUGCCGGCACCAACCCGCAUCAUGAUCGCCGACGGCAGCAUCCAGACAACGGGCAACGACAUCGACGACACGGAGCGCCCGCCGUUGAUAGCCGACAUCGAUGCGAACCACGACGACAGCGGA